CUCCUUUUUCUGGUUCGUAGCAAUGGCAACGCCAUACAAGCUGACCUUUGUGCUUGACACACUUAGCCUAUUUCCGACCCACACACGCGCGUAGACGCAGAGAGGGUAAACUAAAAUCAUGAACACAAACACACACACAAUUUCCCCGCAGUCGUUCUCAUCUUCUUAGUUAUCAGUAUUCUCUCAUUCAUUCCAUCCAUUUUUGCAUUCUUUCAAUGGCCGUUGCAACCCUCUCUCUGCUUCCUCCCUCCACGUGUCCCUGCUUCUGCGGCACCGUCCAUCUCCGCUCUCACAACAGCUUCAUUUCCAUUCAUUCUCCUUCCUUUUCAACUUCCUUCUCCUCGGUUUCCAAUCCCAACCUCGCUCCCACGCGCCGCCGCUUCCACACUGUCUUCGCCGCUUCCUCCGACUACUAUUCCACUCUCGGAAUCUCCAAAUCCGCCACAGGAAAGGAAAUCAAAGCUGCUUAUCGAAAGUUAGCUCGUCAGUAUCAUCCUGAUGUAAAUAAGGAGCCCGGUGCGACUGAAAAGUUCAAAGAGAUUAGUGCUGCGUAUGAGGUGCUAUCAGAUGAUAAAAAGAGGGCUUUAUAUGAUCAAUAUGGCGAGGCAGGAGUUAAGAGUGCAGUUGGAGGAGGCUCAAGUGCCUACACGACAAAUCCUUUUGAUUUAUUUGAGACAUUUUUUGGGCCAAGUAUGGGUGGCUUUGGAGGCAUGGAUCCGACUGGAUUUGGAACUCGUCGUCGUAGUACCGUUACUAAGGGUGAAGACAUUCGGUAUGACUUUUCCUUGGAGUUUUCUGAGGCAAUUUUUGGAACAGAGAAAGAAUUCGAUCUUUCUCAUUUGGAAACAUGUGAAGUCUGCACUGGUACCGGAGCAAAAAUAGGCUCCAAGAUGAGAGUAUGUUCAACUUGUGGUGGGAGGGGUCAGGUGAUGAGGACUGAACAAACACCUUUUGGGAUGUUCUCACAGGUUUCAGUAUGUCCAAGCUGUGGAGGGGAUGGAGAAGUCAUAUCUGAAUAUUGUCGUAAAUGCAAUGGUGAAGGACGAAUACGGAUCAAGAAAAAUAUUAAAGUUAAAGUUCCUCCUGGUGUUAGCUCAGGCAGUAUUUUAAGAGUUUCUGGGGAGGGUGAUGCUGGACCAAGAGGGGGACCUCCUGGAGAUCUUUAUGUCUAUCUUGACGUGCAAGAGAUACCUGGAAUUCAAAGGGACGACAUUAAUCUCUCCUCAACAAUAUCAAUCAGUUAUCUAGAUGCAAUACUGGGGGCUGUUGUGAAGGUAAAAACAGUUGAAGGAAUUUCGGAACUACAAAUACCUGCUGGUACCCAACCCGGAGAUGUCCUCGUCCUUGCAAGAAAAGGUGUACCAAAAUUAAAUAAACCAUCAAUACGUGGUGACCACUUAUUCACUGUUAAGGUUACAAUACCAAAACGUAUUAGUACAAAGGAACGUGAGUUGCUUGAAGAACUUGGUUCUCUAGGUGACGCAAGCAAACGUUUAAAAUCUCGGCCUAAGACCCACUCUUCAAGUGUUACGGAAACUCCUACACUUCAAAAGGAUGAAAGUUCAACAGUAACAUCAGAAGAAAAAAGUGAGAAAUCAGAAGACGAAAACGAUGUAUGGAAUAAAUUGAAGGACUUUGCUGGAUCUGUGGCAAAUGGAGCUUUCAAGUGGCUGAAAGAUAAUCUCUAGUCCCAUGGGGUUGUUGAAUGGAGCAGAAUCUUCAAGAUAGGUUUGCAGUGCUUAUGAUUUCAGUAGUUACUGGAAGGAAAGGAACUAAUGGAGACAAUAUUUUCUUCAAAUGCUUUAACUGAAUUUAGCUACGCGGCAAAAUCAAACAAGUAGUGAUGCUUAUUCUUUUAUUUGUUUUUUUUCUUGUAAAUUUUGGAACAAGAUGAUUUAUACAGAAUAACUUGUUCAAGGAUA
Messenger RNA from Vigna angularis (adzuki bean), 1922 nucleotides. RefSeq lists its product as uncharacterized. NCBI's taxonomy places the organism in Eukaryota, Viridiplantae, Streptophyta, Magnoliopsida, Fabales, Fabaceae. The transcript has 11 exons. Bases 216 to 1688 code for a protein of 490 amino acids. Gene Ontology annotation, biological process: response to heat; protein refolding. The record is from RefSeq and is a predicted model, not a curated record. Gene Ontology annotation, molecular function: heat shock protein binding; ATP binding. Gene Ontology annotation, cellular component: cytoplasm.